Messenger RNA from Zychaea mexicana, 1069 nucleotides. Its product is annotated as ras-related protein rab-4B-like protein. The record is from RefSeq and is a predicted model, not a curated record. Gene Ontology annotation, molecular function: GTPase activity; GTP binding. Gene Ontology annotation, biological process: regulation of endocytosis. NCBI's taxonomy places the organism in Eukaryota, Fungi, Mucoromycota, Mucoromycetes, Mucorales, Lichtheimiaceae. Gene Ontology annotation, cellular component: endosome. Bases 1 to 651 code for a protein of 216 amino acids. The transcript has 8 exons.
AUGUUGGCCGAUGCUUACGAUUUCCUCUUAAAAUUACUUCUCGUUGGCGAUUCCGGCACGGGCAAAUCAUGUUUAUUACACCAUUUCUUAGAGAAUCAAUUCAAGAAGGAUUCCGUCAACACUAUAGGAAUGGAAUUUGGAACGCGAAUCAUACAUUUAGCAGACAAGUCAAUCAAGUUACAAAUAUGGGACACAGCUGGUCAAGUACGUUUGAUGAAAAGUGUAUCAUUAACACGGAGCUAUUUUCGAGGUGCUGCUGGUGCUUUAAUUGUUUAUGACAUAUGCAAUAGAGAGACGUUUUUGGGUGUCGAUUCAUGGCUAGCAGAUGUUCGUUCGCAUGCAAACCCGGAACUGGUGAUUAUAUUAGUAGGGAACAAAAGCGAUCGAGCAGAUGAGCGAGAAGUAUCUUAUCUAGAAGCAAGUCGAUAUGCUCAAGACAAUGAGAUGAUGUUUUUAGAAGCCAGUGCACUUACUGGAGAUGCCGUCGAAGAAAUGUUUUUCAAAUGCGCUCGAUCGAUUCUAAGCAAAAUCGAAAUAGGGCAAAUCGAUCCAGAGCGUAGUGGGAGUGGUGUACAAUUUGGCGAUUCAAGUUUAAGACGCAUGACACAACGAACACGGACGAGGAAAAAAGAACGCUCUUGUUGUUUUUAGUAUAUUGUAUACACACAAACACACACACAUGCAUAUUACAACUACCUACGACUAUAUUACCACCGUCAUUAUCACCACUACCACCACCACUUACCACCUGCUUAUUACCUACAACAACGACAACCACCAUCUUCAAUACAUACAUACAUAUAUAUAUAUAUGAUAACAGGAAAUGCAAGCAAUAUAUUACAUACCUUCUUUUUGUCUCUUUCUGUAUAUUUUAUAUGUUUAUAUGAUAUAUCAUAUAUAUUUAUAUAUAUAUUUACUUAUAUAAUUAGUAGUAAUGGAUUUCGUUUACAAAUUGUACUAUCUCAUACAAAAGGUAGACAACAAACACAGACAUGUAUUAUCGUCGUCUGUCAUUCACAUGGGAAAAGAAGAAGAAAGAAGGGGAGGUACGAGGGCUAGUAAAUGAGGG